AUGCGUUCAUCCAGUUUCAUUAAUCUUGGAUGCCUUCUGUCAUUUCUCGGCGAAUCACUUUCUCGGCCGCAAUACGCCCCUGAUUUCAAGUCGGAAGAGAACUUCCACUCUUUGGUUGCCCACAAACCUCUUUCCACGGGCCCCACGGGAGCUGAAGUAGGAGGCUCAAAUGCUGAACUAUCGCCUCCUCCUCCACCUCCUUCCGACCCGACGACCCCAGGCAAAGAAACUAAACCUGUAAUGGAAACACCGGGUCCUCCAGUCCCAAAGCCUGAACCACAGAUAGGCACAGGCAAGGAAGACGCUCCCCCUAGCCCUCCAAACAAGGAUGCCAAACCGGAACCAAACAAGGAUAGCAAACUGGAUGGUCCACCAGUUCCCCCAGGACAACCAGAUGAGUUAACGCCUCCUCCGGGGCCCACAAACCCAAAUACACCAGGAAAGAAUGGCGGUCCAGCAGGUGAAGCCACAGGAAAGAAUUCUGCUGCAUCCGAAGACACUCAACCUAAACCGAAGGGGAAAAAAUCCCCACCCCCACCAUUGGUUGAGGCAAAACCACCAUCCCCAAAGGAUGAUCCAGCCAGCAAAAAACCCGACCCUAAGAAUCCUGUAGUAAAACCUCCAAGCGGUGAAAAAAAGAAAGGGAAAGAGGAUGAUUGGUCAGCAGCGUCCAGGCUUACUGACUCAUCCAAUUCAGCAUUAUCCGCCACUCUCUUUGGGAUUCUAGCCAGCCUGGCUGCUAUUAUUGCUUAAUUGUAUUUUAUCAACGUAUUACUAAUAGCUUAUGAAUCAACACUGGGUUAAUUUGAAAGAUGUGUCUUUUUUUCUUACCGCAUUUUUGUUUCCAUAAAAUUUAUAUUGAAAAACCAUGUAAUACUAAGAAAUAAGAAAACUCG
Puccinia graminis f. sp. tritici CRL 75-36-700-3 is the source of this 896-nucleotide messenger RNA. RefSeq lists its product as uncharacterized. The transcript has 3 exons. NCBI's taxonomy places the organism in Eukaryota, Fungi, Basidiomycota, Pucciniomycetes, Pucciniales, Pucciniaceae. The record is from RefSeq and is a predicted model, not a curated record. Bases 1 to 753 code for a protein of 250 amino acids.